AUGCAAUCGUCUUUAGAAUCUUUUUCUUUUUUCACCUGUGGGGAAAAUAUUAUAAUCCUUUCAUUUCAUCAAUGUAAUCAGUUACGUUUCUUUUUCAUUCUUUUUGUUAUCUUUCUCUUUGUCUCUUUCUCUCUCAUUAUUUUCUCCAUUAAACUUAAAGUGGUAUUUAUUUAUUCAUUUAACAAAUUUAUUUUCUUAUUGUUUCGUUGUUUUUGUGAUCUUCUUUCUUUCUUUCUUUCUUUCUUUCUUUCUUUCUUUCUUUCUUUCUAUUUUCUUUCUUUUUCUUUCUUUACUUUUUCUAUUUCUUUCUUUCUUUCUUUUUCUUUCUUUCUUUCUUUCUUUCUUUCUUUCUUUCUUUCUUUCUUUCUUUCUUUCUUUCUUUUCUAUAACCUAUCCAUGUCUUCCGAUUUUCUUUAUCAUUGCAUCGAGAUAUUAAUUUCUUUCUUUCUUUCUUUCUUUCUUUCUUUCUUUCUUUCUUUCUUUCUUUCUUUCAUUCAAUUCUCUUCUAUUGAAAAAAAGAAUAAAAAUCGAUAUUUCCUUUCUUUCUUUCUUUUUUUCUUUCUUUCUUUCUUUCUUUCUUUCUUUCUUUCUUUUUCUCUUUCUUUCAUCCUUUCUUUCUAUUUUACUUCUUCUUUCUUUCUUUUCUAUAACCUAUUCAUGUCUUCCGAUUUUCUUUAUCAUUGCAUCGAGAUAUUAAUUUCUUUCUUUCUUUCAAUUUUCUUUCUUUCUUUUUCUCUAUUUCUUUCUUUCUUUAUUUUUUCUUUCUAUUUUGCUUCUUUCUUUCUUUCUUUCUUUCUUUUUUAUAUUUCUUUCUUUCUUUCUUUCUUUCUUUCUUUCUUUCUUUCUUAUAACCUAUUCAUGUCUUCCGAUUUUCUUUAUCAUUGCAUCGAGAUAUUAAUUUCUUUCUUUCUUUCUUUCAAUUUUCUUUCUUUUCUCUAUUUGUUUCUUCCUUUCUUUUUUCUUUCUAUUUUACUUCUUUCUUUCUUUCUUUUUUUAUAUUAUAUUUCUUUCUUUCUUUCUUUUUCUCUAUUUCUUUCUUCCUUUCUUUCUAUUUUACUCGUUUCUUUCUUUCUUUUCUAUAACCUAUUCAUGUCUUCCGAUUUUCUUUAUCAUCGCAUCGAGAUAUUAAUUUCUUUCUUUCUUUCUUUCUUUCUUUCUUUCUUUCUUUUCCUGUUUCGUUUUCCCUCAAUUUUUUUAUCAAAUACUUUGCUUUCUCUUUUUUCCCUUUUCCCUCCCUCGCUUUUCACGUAUUUUCCUUUGUCCUCAUUUUCCUUCCCUUCUCCCUCGCACCUUACUCACGUACUUUUCUUUCAUUUUCCUUUUCCUUUCAUUCUUUCUUUGCCCCUCCCUCCCUUCUCAUGUACUUUUCUUUCAUUCUCACUUUCGUUAUUUCAUAUCUAUCUAUCUAUCUAUCUAUCUAUCUAUCUAUCUAUCUAUCUAUCUAUCUAUCUAUCUCAUCUGUUCAUUAUCUAUCUAUCUCGGUCAUUUCAUAUCUAUCUAUGUAUGUAUAUAUGUAUGUAUGUAUGUAUGUAUCUAUCUAUCUAUCUAUCUAUCUCAACUACAUACAGUAUCUAUCGUUGUUCCUCUUUUAUAAUUCUUUUCUUUUCUUUUCUUUUCUUUUCUUUCUUUCUUUCUUUCUUUCUUUCUUUCUUUCUUUCUUUCUUUUCAUUUUUACCCUUCCCGUUGACUAAUUUCUUAUUUCUUUUCUUGAUUCUUUUCUUUCGCUUUUGUUUUUUUUCGUUUCUUCCUGACUCUUUCCACUCUCCUUCAACUCUUUCUUUCGAUUUCUAUCUUCCUCCUCUUUUUUUUUCUCUUCUUUCUUUCAUUUCAUUCUUUCUCUUCUUCUUUCUUUCUCUUCUUUCUUUCAUUUCAUUCUUUCCUUUCCUUGUUUCUCUUCUUCUUUCUUUCCUUGUUUCUCUUCUUCUUUCUUUCCUUGUUUCUCUUCUUCUUUCUAUCUAUUCCUUCUUUAUCUUCUUUCUUUCUUUCUUUCUUUCUUUCUUUCUUUCUUUCUUUCUUUCUUUUCCUUCUUUCGUUUCUUUUUCUUUCCGUUCCCGCACUUCUUUCUUUCUUUCUUUCUUUCUUUCUUUCUUUCUUUCUUUCUUUUCAUUUUCUUUUCCUUUCCUUCUUUCACUUCUUCUUUCUUCCUUUUCCUUCUUUCUAUCUAUUCCGUCUUCAUCUUUUUCUUUCUUUCUUUCUUUCUUUCUCUCUUUCUUUCUUUCUUUCCGUUCCCUCACUUCUUUCUUUCUUUCUUUCUUUCUUUCUUUCUUUCUUUCUUUCUUUCUUUCUUUUCAUUUUCUUUUUCCUUUCCUUCUUUCACUUCUUCUUUCUUCCUUUUCCUUCUUUCUAUCUAUUCCGUCUUCAUCUUUUUCUUUCUUUCUUUCUUUCUUUCUUUCUUUCUUUCUCUCUUUCUUUCUUUCUUUCUUUUCAUGUUCUUUUUCCUUUCCUUCUUUCACUUCUUCUUUCUUUCCUUUCCUUCUUUCUAUUCUUUCUAUCUAUUCCUUCUUUAUCUCUUUCUUUCUUUCUUUCUUUCUUUCUUUCUUUCUUUCUUUCUUUCUUUCUUUCUUUCUUUUCUUUUUUUUUCCUUUCAUUUUCUUUUCCUUUCCUUCUUUCACUUCUGCUUUCUUCCCUUUCCUUCUUUCUCUUCUUUCUAUCUAUUCCUUUCCCUCUUUCUCUUCUUUCUUUCUUUCUUUCUUUCUUUCUUUCUUUCUUUCUUUCUUUCUUUCUUUCUUUCCAUUCCUUCACUCUCUUCUUUCUUUCCUUUCAUUUUCUUUUUCCUUCCUUCUUUUCUUAUUUUUCUUUCUUUCUAUUCCUUCUUUCUUUCUUUCUAUUCCUUCUUUCUUUCUUUCUUUUCUUUCUUUCUUUCUUUCUUUUCCUUCUUUUUCGUCUUCAUUCGUUUCUUUCUUUCUUCACUCAUGUUUUCUUUUCCAUCCCCCCCAUUUUCUAGCCAUUCUUUACCUUCCACAGCCUCCUUGUUUAUCUAAUUUUCCUUCUCUUUCUUUUUCUAAAUUCCUUCUGUCUUUUUUCUUGUUUCUUUCUUUUUCUAAGUUGCUUCUUUCUUUUUCUAAAUUCCUUCGUUCUUUUUCAAAUUUCCUUGUCUCUUUUUCUGUUUUUCUUUUUCUUUUUCUAAUUUCCUUCUCUCUCUUUUUUUCGUUUCUUUCUUAUUCUAAGUUGUUUCUUUCUUUUUCUAAGUUGUUUUUUUUUCUUAGUUCCUUCUUUCUCGUUUUUUUCUUCUACUUCCAUCCAUUUCUAACGCUUUCUUUAUCCCACCCUUCCUUCUUUCCUUCUCGUUUUCCUUUUCUGUAUUCCGUCUUUUUCUUCCUUUUUUACCGAACAUUUCUUCUUUUUUUCUUUUUCUUUCCCUCCUCCUUUUUAUUCCUUUUCUUUUUUAAGAAUUUUCCUUUCUUUUCUUUUUUCAAAUGA
This is a messenger RNA of Acanthosepion pharaonis, 3420 nucleotides long. NCBI's taxonomy places the organism in Eukaryota, Metazoa, Mollusca, Cephalopoda, Sepiida, Sepiidae. The record is from the annotation of a GenBank genome assembly.